AUGUUGAGAUUUUUGGUACCGUUUCUAUUAACUUUUGCCGCGGUGACGGCACACCAGGACAGCGCUACAUACUUCCAUGAUGCAUACCCCUCAGCAGCUUCCACAUCUCAGAUCAAAUUCGCCGAAGAGAACAAUUAUGAUGACACAGGGCCCGCAGCAAAGAAACCGGUAUAUGCUUAUAACACAUACAAAACUUUAGAAGAAGCCUUGGUAGCAUACUUAGAUGAUCCUGAUACGAAAUUGCCAGAGCAUGAAAGAGAAAAAGCUGUUCAAAAAUUACUAAAAUCUACAGCGUACCCUAAGCCGGAUAUUUUUGAACAUUACCCAAAGACUUUCCAUUCAGCAGCGUUCAAACAGUCGCAACAAGAAUAUCACAGUCCAGUUUUCAGUCAAUUGGACAGCAAAACCUACUAUGGAACAGACAGUCAAACUGGGUUUAACAGAGGUUACUACAACACCAAGCCUGAACCGUUUAAAUUUCAGAAGUUUCAGACAGUGAAAGGCAGUCCUUUAAGCUUAUCCCAUUAUAACAGAAAACCAGAAUUGAGGAGUUCAUUCGGAGAUUUUAAUUCCUAUCCCAAAUACUCUUUUUCAUAUGGAGUUCAUGACAAAUCCACUGGCGAUCUAAAGCAUGCUGCAGAAGACAGAGAAGGUGAAACAGUACGCGGAUUCUACAGUUUCAUAGACGCAACUGGAAAACCUCAUACCGUCCAAUAUUCUGAUAACGGGAAGGGUUUACUGUAG
Molecule: messenger RNA, 744 nt
Organism: Arctia plantaginis
Lineage: Eukaryota; Metazoa; Arthropoda; Insecta; Lepidoptera; Erebidae
Source: the annotation of a GenBank genome assembly